Molecule: messenger RNA, 507 nt
Organism: Knipowitschia caucasica
Lineage: Eukaryota; Metazoa; Chordata; Actinopteri; Gobiiformes; Gobiidae
Source: the annotation of a GenBank genome assembly
AUGAGGGAUCUGCGCCUAAAUGGACGCUACAUGCCUCUGGACAAUCAGCCACGAGAUGGGGUUUCUCAGGUCAGCGUGCAGGGGCUCUCCCUCGGGUGCUCGUCUGACUCCUGCCGGAAGAACCAGUGCAGCCUCCCGUUCACCUGCGUGGACCUCUGGAGAGUUCACGAAUGCAGGUGUCCCCCAGGUCACAUGAUCCGCUCCAACGGCACCAGGAAGUCAUGCGUGUACACCCUGUGCGCCACACGGCCGUGUCACCGCGGGACCUGCGUGGCUCAGACCCCCUCCAAGUUCACCUGUCACUGUCCCGAGGGCUACAGGGGGCGCCACUGCGAGACCACGCUGGCCAUCUACAGGGAGGAAGUGGGCCUCAGCUUCAGCUCGCUCUUCGCCAUUUGCAUCUGCUUCAUGGCACUGCUCGAAGAGCAGAAGAGCGGCCCAUGUGCUGAUGCAAAAGAUGGCUCUGUGGUCAUUAGCGCUGGCCACUCACUGCUGUCUUUACUGUGA